Molecule: messenger RNA, 2561 nt
Organism: Daucus carota subsp. sativus
Lineage: Eukaryota; Viridiplantae; Streptophyta; Magnoliopsida; Apiales; Apiaceae
Product: cation/H(+) antiporter 1
Exons: 3
Coding region: 88-2217 (709 amino acids)
Biological process (GO): regulation of pH; proton transmembrane transport
Cellular component (GO): membrane; endomembrane system
Molecular function (GO): antiporter activity
Source: RefSeq, a predicted model, not a curated record
UUUGUAAUAGGUCCUUCUGGGAUUUCAAAUAUAGACGCUAUAAAAAAGUUCUUCUUUCAAGCUUUUGCUACAGACUAUUAUGAGACAAUGGCAAUGUAUGCUAGAAUAAUUAUAAUGUUUCUGAUUGGUCUUGAGUUUGAUGUUCCUUAUCUAAUACGAAACUUCAAACGGGCAUCUGUUAUAGCUUUGGGUGGUUGCGUGACAAGUACCAUUUUUGCAUUCGCGAUUACAAGCUUCAUAUAUGAAGAAACUGCAGCUGAAGGCAACCGUUACUUGAUGGCCUGCAUGAUUGCUGUGGUAUUGUCCAACUCAGGUUCUCCGCUGGUGAUUCGUAUGGCUGCUGAUUUGAAAUUUGCAACCACAGAUGUCGGAAGACUAGCCAUUUCAUCCUCGCUAAUUGGUGACUUUUAUGCUGUGGGUCUUUUGGUUAUCAUUUCCAGAAACAAGAAAGAGAAGUCUAAGACGUGGUUUUCUGAUGCUUUCAUUGCAUUGCUUAUCAUUGUGGCCGUAGUCGUUGCCAAUAUAUACGUGACAAAGUUGAUGAACCGGAGAAACAGAAACAAGAAGUACCUGUCGAAUAUUGAAGUAUGUAUUAUUUUGGGAAUCAUUUUUGGAGCUGCGAUGGGGGUUGAGUCGAUCGGAUAUAGCAGCAUAUAUGCUUGCUUCUUUUUUGGCUCGUUGUUUCCCAGGGGUGGCAAAACCAUGCGGACAUUGUUGAUCAAACUAACCUAUACAAUUCACAACUUCAUAUUCCCAAUUUACUUUGGCUACGCGGGGUUUAAAGCAGAUUUAUCUUUUGUCUACAAGCAUAUAUGGAGGAUUGGAAUUAUCGUCCUUGUCAUACUGUUGAGCAUUGGUGGGAAGAUUACAGGAACCCUUGCUGCUUGCCAUUCUCUCAAGACUCCCUUGAACGAGGGCGUUCUUCUUGCUUUUCUGAUGAAUUUGAAAUGCCAUGUUGAUCUCGUUGCCAUGACCGUAGGCCAACAGAAUGCAAUGGUUGCCAGUCAAACAUUCUUCAGUUUGAUGAUAUGCUCUGUAGUGAUUAGUUCUAUAAUAUCAGGGCCAUUAAUAGCUUUCUUGGUGCGGAGAGAAAGUAAUACUCUUGGCUACAAUCACGUAGCUUUAGAAUGGCAGGAUCCAGACAGUGAGCUACGGAUCCUGGCCUGCGUGCAUAGUCCUCGCCCUGUUCCAACCAUGGUUGGGAUCAUGGCAACUUCAAGAGGUUCUGAACAUGUUCCUCUUACUCCUUACCUGAUGCACUUGAUUGAGCUCCCCCAUAAAAUCAAGAGUAAGAAAAAGAAGGCGCAUCCUCAGGAUGAAGUUGAAGAACUAAUCGACGAGGAUGACUAUGGUGGCAAUGACGUGGUGGAGAUCAAUGAAGCCGUGGAUGACUUCACUGCAGAAACAGGCGUGAUGAUCCAUCAAGCUAAAACGGUGGCACCCUUCACAUCCAUGUUCAAAGAUGUGUGUGAAUUUGCUGAGGACGUACGAGCCUCUAUCAUAAUCCUUCCUUUCCAUAAGCACCAGAGAAUAGACGGGAAAUUGGAGAGUGACAAGGUGGGUAUAAGGACUACUAAUCAGAAACUUCUUAGGUCUGCUCGAUGCUCAGUUGCCAUACUUCUAGACCGAGGCCUUACAGCUGGAGUUAUAAAGGCUUCCGGCUCUGAUUCCUUGCAAAACGUUGUAACUCUGUUUUUUGGGGGGCCUGAUGAUCGCGAAGCAUUGGGACUUAGCAAACGGCUGGGCUCUCAUCGUCAUAUAAAUCUUACAGUCAUUCGAUUCGUAUCUGCAGAAGCACCAAGUAACCAAAAUGUGGAGGUAAAUGUGGCUCACAAGGAAGAAGAUGUACUAAUGGCCAUAUCAGAUGAUCAGAAAGAUAGUGAGCUCGACAGCAUUGUCUUAACAGACUUCUACAACAGGUAUGUAACAUCAGGGCGUGUGGGAUACAUAGAAAAGCGUGUAGAAAACGGGACAGAGACGUCGUCGUAUUUAAGGGACAUCUUGGACAUGUACACAUUGUUCAUAGUAGGAAAUGGCGGCAGAAGACGAUCCUCAAUAACAAUCGGAAUAAACGACUGGGAAGAAUGCCCGGAGCUAGGCCCUGUAGGGGAUUUACUGGCAUCUUCAGAUUUUGAUGCUAGUGGUUCAGUUUUAAUAGUUCAACAGCAUAGAGACAAAAACGACGAUGACGAUGAUAAUGAUGAUAGUUAUAGAUGAUACUCAUAUCUUGUUUGCAAGAACAAUCGUAAAUCAUCUAAUGUGUCUCUUUUAAAGAGAUGUCAUCCGAGGAAAGUUGCUUGAUUCAAACUCAAGUUAAAUGUCUGUGAACCUACACAAUGAGAGCUUGUCAGCUGAAUGUUUGGGUAAAUAUUAUGGCAGGCAGGUUAACAGAUUUUGAAUGUUUUAGGAACAAAGUUGUAAUUUAUGGUUACUCAUCCUGAUUGUACAUGCUUAGAGGAUUAGUAUGUACAGUUUCAGUUUCGGUUUGUGCUUCUCUGAAUUUAUCUACAACUUAAUCGCGGAUUUCAUUCGGUGGGAGAUGGCGGAGAUUAAUUAUGAUG